Messenger RNA from Brugia malayi, 2043 nucleotides. RefSeq lists its product as uncharacterized. Gene Ontology annotation, molecular function: protein binding. Lineage: Eukaryota; Metazoa; Nematoda; Chromadorea; Rhabditida; Onchocercidae. The record is from RefSeq and is a predicted model, not a curated record. The transcript has 15 exons. Bases 1 to 2043 code for a protein of 680 amino acids.
AUGACGAUGAGUUCGUCGAUAAGAGAAAACAGUAGCUCAAAACGUAAUGAAAGUACUGACAAAAAGAUAAAAUUGAUAGCAUCAGAAGAAAAGUAUCGCGUUAAACUGCAACAAUUUACAAUUUGUUCGUUGAAAAUUCGAAAGCUAUUGAAAACUGGUCGCUUACCAAAAUAUAUCAAUUUAUCAGCAUAUGAUAAAAACUCUGUAAGAGCAUUAGUAGGAUACAUCCAGAAUGAGAAUCAAAAAAAUAUCACAUUAUCAUUUUAUGCAUUAGCUGAUCUAAUCGAUUUAUCACGAUCAUUACUUAUGCUUGGCUUACUCAAACAACUCGAAAAUAUUCUUGUCAAAAUGGCAUCACAGAAAACAGAUUCACUUCUCCAAGCACUAAUUAUCGUAGGAAGCGAACGCUCAAUUUAUAGUGGUUUAAAUGUUCGUCAAAAAAUUGAAAAAAUUGCAGCAGCAAAAUUUCAUGAUAUUGUGCAACAUAGAUUUUUUGGCCAUAUACCACCAAUUAUUUUCGCAAAUAUUAUCGCACGAUGCGAUUUAAACGUCGAAAAAGAGAUUAAUGCGGUAGAUGCUGCAAUUAUAUGGAUUUGGCAACAGGAAAAACCUCUCAUUAAUAGUGCUUUAAUUUUUUCACGUAUCCGUUCGGCAUUUUUGAGCGACGGUGAUCAUAAUUCCAUCCAAGAACGUUUGAAAACUUUACCAAAUGGAGAAAAAAUGAUUCCAUUUAUUAUGACCACAUUAACAAGCACAUUUUGUCGUCGUUGCUGUACUAUCAAAGAACAUAUUGAUAAGGGAUUGGUACGCUGUGGUAUACCCAAGCCAUCCAAUGAUACAACGAUUGAUCUUCAUAAACUUCCAUUAUCAGGAAAAUUAUCAAUUAAGCAAUAUAAACGGAAGGAAAACAGUGAACAGUUAAAGAAAAGAGGAAAUUUUGAAAAGCAAAAUUAUCCAAAAGAAAAGGAUGAAAAACGGAAUGCAAAACUGAUCAACAAAAAUGAUGAAUCAUCGAAAUCUAUUGGAUCAACAUUAGCAUCAGAAUCUGAAAAAUCAUCGAAAUCUGAAAAAUCUAAGGUGACAUGCUUGCAUACGUCUAAUACAAUUGCUUUAUGGACAAUAAUUUUGCUAGUUGUACCAAACAUUUUGAAUUGUAUUUCAAUUUUAUUAUUAAUAUUGAUUUCAUCGCAUGUGAAACGUUUCAAGAAUAUUACAGAAGAAAUUGCCAGCAACACAAAUUGGUUAGCACGAACAGCGCGACGUGUUAGUUUUGGACCAACGGCAAAAUUAGCACUUCUAAAUUAUGCCACAUGCAUUCCGGAGAUAAAACAGAAUAUGCAAAUUAUUUCAUUACCUUCAGUUCAACAUCAUGCAUUUCAAGCAGCUAUGGAUUCGUCAACUAUCAGAGUUGACGGAUUGAAAAUGCUCGAUGAAACAUUCUCUCAGCGAACAAGAUUGCGACAAUUUGAAUUAGUGGUGGAGAAGAAAAGUAUUUUUGUAAAUGCUCAUUAUCUAGCAGAAUUAUCACCUUAUUUUAAAAUGCUAUGCUUUGAUGAUACAUUUCGAGAAGCGCAGAAUGGUCGAGCUGAGAUAGAAGAUGAAGCAUAUGAUGAAGUUAUUGAAUUACUUCGUUUCAUAUGUCCAAAUAGUGAUUAUGUUAUCAAUAGAAACGUUACAGAAAACAAUUUUUCUAUGCUUACUCAUUUCUCAAAUUUGAUGCAAUUACGAGAUUUACGACGUCAACUUGAAAGUUAUGUUGAAAACGAAGUUCGUAUGGAGAAUUAUAGGCCAAGAGAUGAGAAUUUAGUGGAAAUGAUCACUGAGGCAAUGAAUGCUUCUUUUUCACCAAGUCUUAUGGACAUUAUGUAUCAAAAAUUAGCUCGAAUUGAUUUGAAUCAUAUUAAAGCUCUUAUUAAAAAUCUCCCAGAUCGAUAUGCACAAGCAAUAUUAGAAGGUGCUCAAAAAUUUUUUCGUGUUUAUCCUAUGCAAUUGCCAUAUCGAUCAUCGUACAGUUAUGAUCAAUUUCAGCAGGGAAUCUUUUAG